CUGCAGUUAUCGAUGGCAUUAACAAUGGAGCAUUAGGAUCCAGAGAGGUGAUAGCCAGCCUGACAACGGCUGAGGGUGAAGAUAUUUGAGGAGGGGGGAGCUCCUCCUCGGUGAGCACAGGGGGAGGAGGAGGAGGAGGAGGAGGAUGGGCCUCGAAAAACAGACUUGCAAUGGCACUGCAAAAAUUGGAUUAAAGCAGUAAUGCUGGACAAGAGUGAGGUGGCAACACUCGGCCUACCCUCUACCACCAGCCAUGGGGGCUCAGACAGCAACAUCAGUGCAGAGGGAGCAGGGGUGUCAGCGUCCGGGGUCGCAGCUGGAGGUGCAGAGGGUUCAGUGGCCGCCGAGCCGCAGCGAACACGCGCCGCUCUGGAGCACCUGCAGCAGAAGAUCCUGAAGGUCACCGAACAGAUCCGCGUGGAGCAGGAGGCCCGUGACGACAACGUGGCUGAGUACCUGAAGUUGGCCCACAACGCUGACAAACAGCAGGCGUCCAGGAUCAAACAGGUGUUUGAGAAGAAGAACCAGAAGUCGGCACAGACCAUCGCACACUUGCACAAGAAACUAGAGCACUAUCACAAGAAGCUAAAGGAGAUAGAACAAAACGGACCCGCCCGGCAGCCUAAGGAUGUCCUGCGGGACAUGCAGCAGGGACUGAAGGACGUGGGAGCCAACGUUCGUGCUGGGAUCAGUGGUUUUGGAGGUGGUGUCGUUGAAGGAGUCAAAGGAGGCGUUUCUGCCCUUACUCACACAGCCGUGGUCUCCAAGCCCAGAGAGUUUGCCAGUCUCAUCAGGAACAAGUUUGGCAGCGCAGAUAACAUUGCUCACCUGAAAGACACUCUCGAGGACGGGGGCCAUUCUGAAGACACCCCAACACCCCGGGCGCUGAGUGGAAGUGCCACUCUGGUCUCCAGCCCAAAGUACGGAAGUGACGACGAGUGCUCCAGCGCCACGUCUGGCUCGGGCGCGUGCAGUAAUUCUGGUGGGGCCGGGGGAGGAGGAGGAGGAGGGGGCAUAUUAGGACCAACAAUGGGGAGUCCCAGGCUAGACGGGCACCACCACCACCAUCACAUGCACAGCUCCUGGGACACUCUGCUCGAGGGCCUGCAGGAAAUCAAAGGCUGUCAGGCGCACAUGGAGGACACCAUCGAGGACAUGAAGGGCCAGCUGCAGAGCGACUACUCCUACAUGACACAGUGCCUGCAAGAGGAGAGAUACAGGUACGAGCGACUUGAAGAGCAGCUCAAUGACUUGACAGAGCUGCACCAGAAUGAGAUGACCAACCUCAAACAGGAGCUCGCCAGCAUGGAGGAGAAAGUGGCCUACCAGUCGUACGAGAGAGCGAGAGACAUCCAGGAGGCCGUGGAGUCGUGCCUGACCCGCAUCACCAAGCUGGAGCUGCAGCAGCAGCAGCAGCAGGUCGUCCAGCUGGAGGGAGUGGAGAACGCCAACGCCCGAGCUCUGCUGGGAAAGCUCAUCAAUGUCAUCCUGGCGCUCAUGGCCGUCCUGCUGGUCUUCGUCUCCACGCUGGCCAACUUCAUCACCCCACUGAUGAAGACCCGAGCCCGGGUGGCCACCACCGUGCUGCUGACGCUGCUGCUGUUCGUCCUUUGGAAGCAGUGGGACUUUGUAGAGCCGUGGCUGCUGCCCAGCUGAGCGCCCUGCCAGAGACUCACAGAGGGGACCUGAGCAUCCAGAGUCUCAUGCUGGUUCCAGCUCUGUCACCACCACUUAAGGAUUCAGAGACUGAAAUGAGAUAAGAGCUGCUGCACUCGUCCCCUUUGACCUUUAAAGUGGGAGCAUCUGAGGGCAAAACAUGGCACUUUUACAGAUGAGGACAGGAUGAGGACAGUGUGUCGACAGGUGUUUACAGAGAAAAUAAAAAAGACUGAGGACAUCAUCUCAUCUCGUCCAAAUCUAAUCUGAUGAUGAUCCGUCAUCGAUUGCAUUGCUGUCACCAAAACUCCUGCAAGACGUCUUUGGGUCGUCUUUUUUGAUUAUUUAUGAAAUAUGAAUUAAUAAGACUAUAGAGCAACUUAUGAUGACUGUAAAAUCAUGUAACCUUCAUGUUGAAGCUGGUAUAUUUGAGAGGAACAGGUUGUUUUUCAUGAAUGUCAUGUGCUCAUGCAUGUCGAGUAUGUGCACUGAAAUGCAUUUAGCUGGCAUGAGUUAACAGGUCAUAGACGACUAAAUGAAUCUUCUAUAACACACUGAACAUUUUGUCGUAAGAAGACAGUGCAGAUAUUUUGUAUUCGGUGUCACUUACUGGUUCCUUUCACAUUCUGGUCUGGUGUUUGCUUUUAGACGCGUUUUGUUUCUUUUUUUCUUGAAUGAGCAGUUUUGAAAAAAAUAACAAUAACCACUGGUAUCUACAGACGUUCAGCACAAUAAUUCUACUAGGUUAAAACUGUUAUUAUGUCCACAGAUGCUGUUUCAUCACCACUAUUGCAGAACUGCUUCUCUCCACAGUGUCAAAUUAACUGGCAUGUCUCGAUGUAUCAGAGUUUAUAUCCAGUUUGCAAAAAACAAUUAUUGCUGUUUUAUUAAACACUUUAAGAAAUAAAUG
Molecule: messenger RNA, 2566 nt
Organism: Paralichthys olivaceus (Japanese flounder)
Lineage: Eukaryota; Metazoa; Chordata; Actinopteri; Pleuronectiformes; Paralichthyidae
Gene: tmcc2
Product: transmembrane and coiled-coil domain family 2
Biological process (GO): amyloid precursor protein metabolic process
Cellular component (GO): endomembrane system
Source: RefSeq, a predicted model, not a curated record